AUGCCCCCAAAACCGAAUAUAACCGACGAGCAGUCCGCUCCGGACCUCGAAAUCGUCGGCAACAAGCUCACCAUACACCCUUCCGGCUUCACUGGCGGAUCAGACUCCCAGGAUGAUUCAAUCACCGAGCGGAAUUUGGUGAGUAAUAUGGCCAGCUUCCGCGCACAACCUCUCGAGUUCCUCCGCGAGGUGAGCCUGUACAUGUCCGGCAGCGGGUGGCGCGCCUACGACAACGAGAAUGUGGUCGGCCAGCCGGUCUUCUAUCCCGGAUUUAGCGAGCGCAUGAAGUCUUCGAUCCUGAAAAGUACCUUGCUCCAAGAUAAGAUUCGAGAACUGGCGUCUACCCGGCUCGGAGUGGAGGAGAAAGAUGGGCUUUUGGCGAUCAAAGAAGGGAAGAACCUGGACGAGAAACGAGCGCGCCGCCGACAUGAGCUCGAAAGCAGUCUCGGAGAGGUGGUGGAUACGAUGAUGGACAACAUGAUUUGCAAAAUGGAAAGCAAAGCUUUCAUCCGGGGCGCCUACUACAUGACGACCCAGCUUCUUACGCGGGCCUAUCACCAAGGCAUCCACGUGUCUAGUGAAGAGGUCCUCCGUCUUAGGUCGGUUGCAAAGAUUGCGGCCGAGAAGAACCAGUCGAUCGUGUUUUUGCCGUGCCACAAGUCCCAUGUGGACUAUGUGUCGAUGCACCUCAUUUGCUAUCGCUUGAAUAUGACUCUCCCCGUCGUCGUGGCAGGUGACAAUCUGAACAUUCCGCUCGUCGGACCAUUUUUGCAGCAUGCUGGUGCCAUGUGGAUCCGCCGGAGCUUUGGGAAUGACCCACUGUAUCACGCCGUCGUCCAAGCCUAUAUCGACACCCUUCUUCAGCAAGGCUUUAACUUUACAUGCUUCAUUGAAGGCGGCCGUUCCAGAACUGGAAAGCUGCUCUCGCCCAAGUUCGGUAUCUUGAACUUCAUUGUCGACAGCGUACUUUCGGGUCGUGUCCAAGAUACUAUCUUCUGCCCGGUGAGCACACAAUAUGACAAAGUCAUUGAAACCGAGUCAUAUAUCAGUGAGUUGCUAGGACAGCCGAAACAGAAAGAAACACUAUCCGAUUUCCUUUCCUCGUCCUCGGUUUUAUCCCUCAAGUUGGGACGAGUUGACGUCCGCUUCCAUGAACCAUGGAGCCUACGAGAGUUCCUUGGUCAGCAACUCACUCAACUGAAUCUGGCAGACAGCCUUGGGCCGAACGUCAAAUUGGCGCAGGCCGAACGUGGCCGAAUCCUCCGUACAUUGGGCUACCGUGUCUUGUCUGAGAUCAACGAUGUGUCCGUCAUGAUGCCGCCAGCGCUCGUUGGAACCGUGCUCUUGACUCUUCGCGGUCGUGGAGUUGGGAAGGGAGAGCUGAUUCGUCGCUUGGAUUGGCUGUGCGAGCGCGUGAAAGCCAAAGGUGGUCGAGUCGCUCAUUUCUACGGCUCUCCUACGGCGCAGGUGGUUGAUCGUGCUCUCGAGGUACUGGGACCGAAGCUGGUGGGAGAGAUCCCCGGCUUGGUAGAGCCCACAUACUAUGCUGUUGACCGCUUCCAGCUAUCAUUCUACCGCAACAUGCUCAUUCAUCUAUUCAUCACGGAAGCACUGGUCUCAGCAGCAAUGUAUACGAAGAUCAAGCAAGGAGGCGGGCCUACUCACCAACGGAUCACGUAUGUUGCUUUGAGGAACCAAGUUGCCUUCCUCUCGCAGCUCUUCCGUGGCGAGUUCAUCUUUCCGCCUGAGGGCCUGGCAACGAAUAUGGAGAAGACGCUACGCAGCUUAGAAGAAGACGACGUUAUCAAGGUCACUCGCGAUAACUCCGGCGCCCCCCAAUAUGUUGAACUGAGCGAUGCCGAACGCCUAUGUGGCCGUGAAAACUACGAUUUCUACUGCUUCCUGAUCUGGCCUUUCAUUGAGGCAUCCUGGCUUGGCGCCGUGUCGCUCCUCGGCCUCACACCCCCCCUUCACGGUGCGCAGGAAAUCUGGGUCGAUAUGAAGAAAGCGCAGGACAGCGCGCAACUUCUUGGCAAAACGCUAUACCACCAAGGUGACCUAUCAUACUUUGAGGCAGUGAACAAGGAGACCCUCAAGAACUCCUACCAGCGUUUCGAAGAAGAGGGUAUCAUCCUCGUCGCCAAAGACAAGGAGUCUCGCGCAGGUCCAGCUUUAAGGCUUGCGCCCGAUUGGUGUCCUGAACGCGACCCCAGUACGGGCCGGGUGAUGGAUCGCGGCCGCCUAUGGGACUUUGUGGAAUUAAUUGCGCAGUCGCGUCGCGAAGGGUCAGUUCAUUCCUCCUUCCAUUUGGUGCUGUUAGCAAUGGAAAUACUAAUUCCCAGUAGUAAAAACCGACGUGAUGGUGCUACCGUCUCCUCCCGCGUUCUACAAAUGUCGGAUGUGGUCGGUCAAGAGCUGUUCAAGACCGCUGCCGCGCCUCCACCGGCCGAUGUGUCCUCGAAGCAGAUGCGCCGUAAAGCUAUUGGAACAGAUGCAAAGCUUUAG
Molecule: messenger RNA, 2505 nt
Organism: Penicillium chermesinum
Lineage: Eukaryota; Fungi; Ascomycota; Eurotiomycetes; Eurotiales; Aspergillaceae
Product: lysophospholipid acyltransferase family protein
Exons: 5
Coding region: 1-2505 (834 amino acids)
Cellular component (GO): mitochondrial membrane
Source: RefSeq, a predicted model, not a curated record